Sordaria macrospora k-hell is the source of this 321-nucleotide messenger RNA. RefSeq lists its product as uncharacterized. NCBI's taxonomy places the organism in Eukaryota, Fungi, Ascomycota, Sordariomycetes, Sordariales, Sordariaceae. The record is from RefSeq and is a predicted model, not a curated record.
AUGAACUGUGCGUGCCCAAAAGUUCUUGACAUCGGCCCCGUCUGGAAAGUCAAAGCUGGCUACCAUGUAGGUAAGGACUUUGGUCAGCCGGAUAGUCCACGCGUCUAUCUCCUCGUGACCAAGGGUCUCGAACCAGGCCACACGUCUGAGAAUGUCGGUCCAGAACACUAUAGCGGCUACGUCUCGGUCGUGUGGCGUCGUGGUGGUGAAAGUGGGCAAAAGGGUGUCGGCGAUAUUAGGGUCCACGAGGCGCUCCUUCACCAUGGCCGCCAGCCGUUGGGCAACAGCCCCAACGUCUACGGCCCUGAGGCCCCUGACUGA